AUGUCAGGUGACGACCUGCCAGCCAUCACCACGCUCACCACCACCUACUCCUCCAUCACCAUAUACGACAACCACACCAUCAGGUCCUCGUCCAGACUCUCCAGCACUAUUGGCUGCCAAAUGGAAUUCCAUGGAUACCCUAUGGACAUCCAGAAGUGCAAUAUGAUUAUGCAGAGCUUUAUGUAUUCAUCGGAAAGAGGUGGGUUCAACUGGCGGAAGUGGGUUUUCCCGUGGGUGAUCAACAAGGAUAGGUUGCUUUUAGGUUUUAAGCUUAAGAAUCCCAUGAAAACUUUUUUUCAAAAAUCUUCUUACGACGAAAUUGGGGACGGUGAGCGUCAGGUGCGGCAGCUGGUUCUUGAGCUGGAGUUCUCUCGUGCGAUUGGCCACCAUCUGGUACAGACGUUCGUGCCCUCUUUCCUGGUGGUGUGUCUCUCAUGGUUCAGCUUCUGGCUAGGUUUGGACGCCAUCCCCGGCAGAGUGACGCUGCUGGUCACCUCAUUACUCACACUCACCACACUCUUCACAGGCAUCAAGGAAGGCUUGCCCCCUGUAGCCUAUGUCAAGGCUAUCGACGUGUGGAUGGCAGGCUGCAUGGUGUUCAUCUUCGCCGCGCUGGGAGAGUUCGUUAUAGUGCGCUGGCUCAACAUGAGACGACCUCCCAAGCAGCGUCAUGCUGACGACAGGUAUGACCGCCGACGCGGCUCUGUCAAACAGUUUACCGUCAUGUCCAACAAGAUCAGUGACAUUGGCGAUAAACCACUCUCUUCCCAGUUCAGGAAACUUACGAAUAUAGAGACUCAAGAGAACGGUGGGAUGAUGAGGGUAAUGACGGUGAAUCCCAGCUCUCCCGUUAUGCCAGAGUGGGACUCGGAGCCCAGCAAGAACCGUCACCGCAAUCACACUAAACUCCACCAAACUCCUGGACGACUCAGCCUGAAGUGGGUCGACCCUCAGACAGGGGAGAAGAAAUUCCUUUGGAAAGAAAUCGAUAAAGCUUCAAGGAUUGUUUUUCCUCUCAUGUUCUUGUUCUUUAUGAUCAUUUACUUCCCAAUUCUUAUUUUUAGAAUAUUUCAAGGAGGAAAAUAAGUAGAGUACAUUAAUUAAGUACAUUAUGCGUAAACAUUGUACCUAACAUUUAAAUAUAAGAAAAUUAAAAAUAGUUUAUUGAUAAAGCAAAUAGAGAGAUACCACAUUCUUUAUAUAUAUAUUGUUUUAUGAGAAUUUAAUUAUUAUCCCUAGAAAUAGAGCUCAACGUCUACUAGGAUAACUAAUGGUUCUCUCAAUGGUUACUGGGGUUUAAACGAGGACAUUAUGGCUGCACGAGGGACAUUAUAGUUGCAUGUUGCCUGUCCACUACCAGAUAAGAAUACUUUAAAUCUGAAAAUAAGGACUCGAGUAAAUUCUAGCAAGUAUACGCUAAAAGACAUACACGUCCCCAAGUAUACAUGUCUCAUUUUCUCUUUGUAAAUCUUGCUACAGAAAAUGGACAUUCCAUGUUUCAU
Molecule: messenger RNA, 1502 nt
Organism: Cherax quadricarinatus
Lineage: Eukaryota; Metazoa; Arthropoda; Malacostraca; Decapoda; Parastacidae
Source: RefSeq, a predicted model, not a curated record